Messenger RNA from Toxorhynchites rutilus septentrionalis, 529 nucleotides. RefSeq names its product arginine/serine-rich coiled-coil protein 2-like. The transcript is spliced from 2 exons. Bases 110 to 529 code for a protein of 139 amino acids. Lineage: Eukaryota; Metazoa; Arthropoda; Insecta; Diptera; Culicidae. The record is from RefSeq and is a predicted model, not a curated record.
AGGAAGAUCAUGUAACUAUUUGCAUCUGUUCGUCAAUCCUGGCAAUAGAUACCGAUACGAUCACAACAAAGAGCUGCAAUCUGUUCGAGCUUCCGCCAUCCGCAGCAGAAUGACGCAGCGGACUCAACUAAUUGAAAGAACCUGGGACGACAUAGAAGUUCCAGCGAAACAUAGAGCCAGCUGGCGCUGGUCAGAAACACCAGAGGUCGAGAUGUCCAAGGAUCGCAAUCGGAAGACAUCACGUGAGAGAUCUCACUCCGGCCGUGAGCACCAUAAAAAGGGAUCUCGCAGCAAAAGUCGUAGCAGCUCUAAAGCUAGUAGUCACCGUCAUAAUCAGAGUCGGAACAGAUCAGUGGAUAGAUCUCGCCAUGAUAAGGAUAGACACCGGCGUGGAAACGGAGACAGUAAGGAACGCAGCCGUGACAGACACUAUGAUGUAAGGAAAAAUACGGAGCGUUCCAGAAGUCGCGAAUCUCGACGAAAAGAUUCGAAAAAGGAAAAAUCUCACAAUAAAUCGCGAAAAAAAUAA